GAGCAAUUUCCGAUCUGUUUAUGAGCAUCUGCAACGCAUAUUGGGAAUUGAUAGCACAGCAGCGAAAGCACUUGAGACUAUUUGGGAAAACAUAGAUGCCCCCAGUCCAUUCACUUCUAUAGAGAUGGCUGAAAUUGUCUCCCACUUAAGAGAUCUAUUCCAAUGUUUCCAUCUAAAGAGCAAUCUUGGAACUAAUUUGCAUCAGGUGGUCAGGUGUUUGGCAGCAGAGGGACCUUCCAUUACAAGAAAGCUGCUGUACAUUUUGAAUCGGCUACAAGGCUUGGAUGCACCAUACAUGGGUGAGUUUAUUUCCAAAUAGACACCACCCAAAUAGAACUGCAUUGGGUCAAUCUUGAGUUGCAGAGUGGAAUUAGUAUGAAAUUAAGUAAACAUUCUUGUAGAGAAUACUCUUAAUUGUAUAGAAAUACUAAAACCACCACACAGUUCAUUUGUUUUGCUAUUCCCCAUGUUGAGUGUAUUCUCAUUCAUCA
Molecule: messenger RNA, 491 nt
Organism: Owenia fusiformis
Lineage: Eukaryota; Metazoa; Annelida; Polychaeta; Sabellida; Oweniidae
Source: the annotation of a GenBank genome assembly